AUGCAGGGCAAGGCCAAGCUGCUGCUGGUCCACAACGGCCGCAUGGGCCCGGCCGUCUCGGAUGGAGAGUUAAAUGCCUCCAGGGCRCGUGGCAGCAACCACAGCGUGAACAGCCUGCCAGGACCACAGAGCACAUGCAGCUCCUCGCAGAAGUCCGUGGUCAGCUGGGCCGAAUCCUUCGAGACGCUGCUCCAAGAUCGUGUGGCCGUCACCUACUUCACCGAGUUCCUCAAAAAGGAGUUCAGCGCUGAGAAUGUCUACUUCUGGCAGGCAUGCGAGCGCUUCCAGCAGAUCCCGGCCAGCGACACGCAGCAGCUGGCGCAGGAGGCCCGGCGGAUCUACGACGAGUUCCUCUCCAGCCACUCGGUGAGUCCCGUGAACAUUGACAAGCAGGCCUGGAUUGGGGAGGACGUGCUGGCCACCCCAUCGCCGGACAUGUUUCGCAUCCAGCAGCUCCAGAUCUUUAACCUGAUGAAGUUUGACAGCUACACACGCUUUGUGAAAUCCCCACUCUACCAGGCCUGCUUGAGAGCAGAGAGCCAGGGGCAGCCCCUGCCAGACCUGCGGCCCCACUCCCGCAGCAGCAGCCCCCCACCCGACCUCAGCAAGAAGUCGAAGCUGAAGCUGGGCAAGUCUCUGCCGGUGGGUGUGGAGGCUGCAGGCAGYAGCAGCAGCAAGGGCAGCCCRCGCCGCUCCUUCAGGAAGGGGGAGCGAAGGGAGCCCUCGUGGGCAGAGGGCGAAGGCAGCGGCAGCGCCAUGCUGUGGCGCGAGUCUCAGGGCUCCCUGAACUCCUCGGCCAGCCUGGACCUGGGCUUCCUGUCCUCUACCAGCACCUCCACCAGCCCCUGGACAGAGAGCCACAGGAAGAGCCUGGGGGGCUCCGAGGCGGAGGCCAAGCCCAUGAAGUACUGCUGCGUGUACCUGCCGGACGGCACGGCCUCCCUGGCCUCYGUGCGGCCCGGCCACUCCAUCCGCGACAUGCUGGCCGGCAUCUGUGAGAAGCGUGGCUUCAGCCUUCCCGACAUCAAGGUCUACCUGGUGGGGAAUGAACAGAAAGCGCUUGUGCUGGACCAGGAGUGCUCUGUGCUGGCAGACCAGGAGGUGAAGCUGGAGAACAGGAUAAGCUUUGAYCUGGUGAUUUCCUCCCUCAAUAAGACCAUCCGCAUCACAGCCAAGUCAACCAAGCGCCUGCGGGAAGCACUGCAGCCUGUGAUGGGGAAAUAYGGUGUGAGCGCCGAGCUGGUGUCGCUGCGGCGGCAAGGCGAACCGGGGACCUUGGACCUGGAGAAGCUGGUUAGCACRGUGGCUGCUCAGAAACUUGUCCUGGAAACACCCGCAGGCACCAAAGUGAUGGAGAGCGCUGAGGCUGCAGCUGCCCCCUACCCGCUCCGGAGCGAGGAGGGAAGUCCGACCGGAGCAGAGGCCGACGUGCUGUGGGAGAUGCCCUCCUCCUCCUCCAGGCCCCGCUCAUCCGCUGCCACAAAUCUGAACCGGCGCACGUAYGACCUGGAAGGACUUGUGGAGCUGCUGAAYCGGGCCCAGAGCUGCAGGGCCAACGACCAGCGUGGCCUGCUCUCCAAGGAGGACCUGGUCCUGCCUGACUUCCUGCAGCUCCCGGGCCACGAUGACAGUGCCUGCGAGGGGUCACAUCAGCCGCACGAGCCUCACGCAGACCCCAAGGGAGGUGACCAGCCUUCCCCCGCAGAGCCAACACCAGCUCAAYCUGCAGUCGACUGUGAGCGCUGCUGAGUCCUGCCGCACGUCUGCGCCCAGCACGUGGCACCCCGGGCCAUGGCAGGGCCAACACRGGGCCUGGCCAGCCCCUGCCCUGCACUGCCGGCACUGCCCGGGCCGCACAUUCGUCCACGUCCUGUUCCAAACUGUCGUGUCGUGUUGCCGUGAGUGGUUGAGCAACUGCCAUGCCCUUCAGUGGGGUCGCAUCCUGGUGCACGCCAAGGGAGUCCUGUACAUAGUAGUUUGAGCUCCCGUGCAAAGCACUUUGCAAUUUCCCAUGCUCGCCUGGCACUGUUCUGCUCAGAGCUUUUGCCUCCUCUGCCUGGGGCAGAGCUUCCCCUGGGCAAAUCCUACCCAUGCCAGGCUGGCACAGCCCCGUUGCCUGUCCAGGUGGCGGGAGCAGCCAUUUAACUGAAGGGUGUGAAGGAUAGGGAGGAGCCAAAUGAAUUAGGUGCCAAGGUAGGGGCCAGCCCUGUACCCUAGUGCAGUGAGCGGGCAGGGUCAGGAGAACACGUGCAGACCUGAGGGAUGUAGCAAGCCCCUGUCCCAGCAGGAAUCUGAUGAUGCUUCAGUUGUUGAUAUGAGACCCAUUAGCUCUCUGGGCCUGUCUUUUAAGGUGCCUUGGCCCCCCAGUUCCUUGGGAACGUGGUCGUGCUGGCCUAUGUCCAUGGUCACAGCACCUGACAAAUUAUUACCGUCUGUUGUGCA
Nothoprocta perdicaria is the source of this 2442-nucleotide messenger RNA. RefSeq names its product regulator of G protein signaling 14 (gene RGS14). The record is from RefSeq and is a predicted model, not a curated record. Bases 1 to 1749 code for a protein of 582 amino acids. The transcript is spliced from 15 exons. Gene Ontology annotation, biological process: regulation of G protein-coupled receptor signaling pathway; signal transduction. NCBI's taxonomy places the organism in Eukaryota, Metazoa, Chordata, Aves, Tinamiformes, Tinamidae. Gene Ontology annotation, molecular function: G-protein alpha-subunit binding; GTPase activator activity; microtubule binding.